This is a messenger RNA of Varroa destructor (honeybee mite), 5364 nucleotides long. RefSeq lists its product as uncharacterized. The record is from RefSeq and is a predicted model, not a curated record. NCBI's taxonomy places the organism in Eukaryota, Metazoa, Arthropoda, Arachnida, Mesostigmata, Varroidae.
CGUAAAUUGAAGCUGACUAAUGUUUAAUUAUCAACAACACACGCGAAGGGGAUUGUGACGCUUCUAUCAAUACCUAUCCCACAUGUCUCUAAGCUGUUUCCGCUCUUCAAACGCACGGGUCUUGCCGAGGUGCCGAAACAAAUUCGGCUUGAAAUGUUCAUAAGAUACAUUAGAGUCACGCUGAUGACUGCGACUCUUCCUAAAAUCCACUCUAAUCUGACGUGAGUCUUCCUGAUGCAGUCAACCGGUGCUCGCUCAUGCGUUCGAGAUGAUACGUUCACUUAGUACAAUUGUCUGCCGUUACUGAGCUGACUAAAUAUUGUGGCAUUUAUUAUCAAUACAAUUACAAAAGAAAGCAACUGUUAGACGAUUAAAUGGCAGAUGUAGUCGAAAUUCGUUGUUGCAAAAACAAAUCAAAAUAUGAAUGAGUUAAAAAAUUAGUAGAAAAUACGAUAUUACCUAUCGUGCACGAACAAAACGCAGACGCCAUGACGUAUUUAAUCGUUGAGAGCGUUUAACGUCCUUUCCCUUCCUAAAUUUUCCGCUAACGACGACGUUAGACUUUCGGCCCCUUUCGGAAACGAACAAAAUCACGGUGAAACGUAUUGGCCUUAGUCGAUAAUGUCAAAACUUUAUUGAACACCAGACAUCAACACAAUGGCUAAUGAGCGAAGGAAACAUUUCAAUAAUGCUAGCUGGUAUUACCUUGCCACUUUAUCGCCGCGUGCGAAAGCAGACGGCCUUUCGAGCAAUUCUUUGGCGCCUUAAAGCGGCAGAUCUACAAAUCUUGCCUUGUUUAGAUGCCACGUCUGUUCCGCAUUUCUACAAAAACCACUAAUAUUAUUAGUCUGACCCGAUACCGUUCGCUAUAGAAAGCCGCCUGAAAACAACAUUGUAAUGCCAAAACUCUAGUGAUAAUAGUAACAGUCCGUUUGAAAGAUGGAUGAGCUUCGUCCCAUUUACCAGUAUCAUUGUAUUGUUAUGUACAAUGAAGCCAUUUCAAAUUAUUGCAUACCGCCAUGCUGUAUAACAAGUCGCUACCAUUGGAUCGUAAUAGAGUGACAAGUCUAGGAACAAUUCGUUGCGUCUCGUCUAAUGGGAUGUAAAGCCGCCGAACGAAAGCAUCGCACCAGACGAUCGGCUUCUACCAGCAUAAGACGAAGUGUACUCACCUUCGAAUUCGAACUCUGAGCACCACAUGUCCGGCAAUACGAAGGUUGAAAUCAAUCUUGCAAGACGGAGUACACAGUUGCAACUUGCGGCCUCUCGGCGUUUGGCUCAAACGAUGUUACGUCCGAAAAAACGUAGUCCACAACUUCGUUAAUCACCGCCAUUAUUAUGGCAAGCCGAAGUCACUUGACCCCGCGACCUACUUUUCCGAAGGUAUGUUGCGGAAUCAUGUCGGGGUUGAUCGUCGAUCAAGUUUGCCACGAACCCAGCCCAACGGAGCAUCGAUCAUCACGAACAGAGAACAGGGAAUUAGCGCUUUGUUAAGAGGAAAGAUUUUUUUUGAUGAAGCUCUUAUAGUUCAUGAGAACUUGGCGUUCAAUACGAUUACCGUUACUCCACAUACGCCAAUAUCAAUAAUGAAUAAUUAUCAGGACACAUUUGUUCAAGGAAGACACCGAUCUCGACUAUCUGUCACGGGCCAGAUGGAAAUGUUUCACGAACCAAAUAUUCCCUUAACUGGGCCGUUACACAAUGUGAAUGCGCCUUCGCUACAUAAUCAGGUAAGCUUGUUCACUGCCGGCCCAUUAAAGGCAGUUGAAAGCAGCGCUGUUGCUCCCAUGGAAUCUCCACCGGCUUACAAUACCUUUACUAUCGACAAAUGGGCAAAAACCCCUGCGGCAGUUCGCCUAAACCCUAGGUGGCUAAGUAAAAUAGAUGUGGAUAAUUCGCUUAUGAAUGAUUUCAUGAAAAAGCUACAACGAGGCAAAGUUGUUCCGAAUAAUCUCAAAUCACUGGGAGUAGAACCUCAAUCGGAGCAGUCUAUUGAAAAUACAUUUCCAGUAUAUGUACCACACCUGUCAUAUUUGCAAUGUGUGGGAUCAUUGUUACUGCCACAGGCCCUGGAUGCAAAAAAGACUCGGAAAUAUUUUUACUUUAUCCCGCAUAAAGCACACCUUAAGUACCGUGUCAUAACUCCAAAGGAGCUCAUUACCAGAGUACCUUUUGCUAGCCGUAGGUAUCGAAGGUUUGAAAUGAAUAAUUCGCUGCUCAAAUUUAUCGGCGGUGAUCGAAGUGAACCGAAAGUAAUGUCUAUUUCCCUUCGUCAUCAGGGCCGCCCAGCAAAUUUUAUCAAGGGCGGCUUGGCGCAUGGCUCAAUGGGAUUAAUAAAUCCUUAUAACAAAUUUGUACACAGGCAACCCGCCACCGACCUUGCUGUGUCGCAAACACACAGCGUUCCUCAAGUGCGCGUAUCAUCACCGCUGUUUCAUAGCUUCUCAAGUUUUUCUAAUACCAACGACCCUAGUGCAAAGAUGAAAUUUCGGGAGCUUGUCGUGCCCUACCCAGGGACCCCAUCUUACUUGCCACCCUCUAUUGCCUAUCACGUUCGGCCAAAUCAGUCCUUUCACUUCAAUCAACCACUUCAUAAAAUCGUGACUUUUAACAAACAAGUUCCAUCAAACAUGCUCAACUACGAUUUGCUACCAACUGGAGGAAGAUUAGCGCCGCUUACACGAAGACAGCUAGUCUUCGGUAAAGGUAUGGCGGAAUCGGGCCCGACGAGUAACGAUGUUCACCCACCAUCCUUUUACCCUGCUCCACUGGAACAUUUGUCGCCGGAUAUAGUCCAACAUUAGCAACUGCAAAGGCACUCUCCUAGAGACCGCACGCUGUCGCAAUCGCCGCCGUCUCUGAAGACACUGCAUCGAAUGCAAUAGUCCUAAACGAAAAUUCAAGUCGUCACAAACAGAACAACCUUAAGCCAUGCAAAAAAUCUGCCGAUGAAUCCUGACAAAUGAAAAGCACUAUUUGAUGUCGCUUCAAGAAACUAUUGACGGCCAAACAAAUCAAGCUUAUGCUUAUCACCAGAGGCAUCGUCGCGCGCGCCUCAAACCUUUCGAGCCAUCAUCACCUUGUGCAACAUCAGUAGCAAUAGCAACUGUAACAAUGGUCGAAACAGCAAACACAGUGGCACCCGACAUCUCAUUGGUUCCAAAUUCAUUGAUGGACAUCACUUGCAUGAUAUUGUCUGCCAGGCGCGUCGUUCCACACAGGAAUUCUAAGCAGUUUAAAAAACCAUCCACAUAGCCUAGGCAUACACAGAAAUAAAACUGUCCAACUAUCUGCCGAUCCGUCUUUUAUGUGAUAAAUCAUUGAGGCACACGAGUAAAACUUCAAUGGGAUGACUUCAUUGACUCUUUUUCUCUUCUAUGCUCGCUUUCCUCGUCGCCAUGUUAUGGGCUUUGCCACCCUUCCUGCUGUUGACAUCUGGGAUGUUACUACGCAGGGGUUGGCAAUAUUUAGCUAGACGAAGUUAUGACAACGCUUGAACAUUGAGGCUUGUGGACUGCCGAUGCCAUUUAUACUUAGUUUAUUUAAGAAAUAGAUACAAUAGUAUUGCUCCUAGAUGUAGGGUUAGGCGAAUAUUUAUUAUUCUGUAAACCGGUGAAUGUGUAUUUUGCGAUACGAAGCCAGUUUUGAUCUAUUGUUUGUUCGGCUCAUAAUUACUGUCUGCGUCAUGUCACUCUUUGCAGAAUAGACAAAUAGCUCAUCGAUAUCAAAAUGAGUUGAACUUCGUCCGUUGAACCGAUUUCAUCGCAAUAGCGUGUCGCAAUGGGAAGUAAAAAGGCACCAAACAGCGUUUGCCAACAGUCUAUGGGAUAUGACUCAUGGUCUAAAUAAAUGAUUUGAGAUCUAUUAUUGUCAAGUGUGAGUAUUUCGGCAUUGAUAAAAGACUACGACAAAUUACUCAACCUGUAUAUGUUUUGUCCAUUUAAUUAUUACGUAUUUAUAUAAUCGUUCUCUGAGCUGAUCAAUUCAUUUGCACACAACAACUUUCUUCGUAUUUAGAUAUAAGCAAUUACUUACACAUAUGCGUAUAUUUGUCUAUCAUAGCACAUCUGAAUAUUGGCGGGCAGACUACAAUUGUAUUUAUUAGUCACCACGCAUAAAGAUGAAUAGUAAGCAUUACACUGUUCUUAUUACGCCCCACAUUGCUACCUCUGACUUUGUUUACUAGUAUAGUAAAAGUUAUUACUAUGCCGCACAAACACCGUCUAACACAAGCCGCUUGUCUAUUCAAUUAUACGCAGAUUCUGUUAGCUGCAAUGUAGUCGUUAACAUUACCGCCAUGUAUUUUAUUUACGUGUAAAAUACAAUUCAGCUAUUUGAACAUAGCAUAGUUUGCUGUUAGGACUCUUAAAUUACAUUUAAUUUUUGCUAUAGGCAAUACUUCGCAACAAUUAUCGAGGGUCCUCGUCCAUGAAAUUGGUUACACGGUAAAAUGAUCGCAAUAAAAAAUUUGUAUGUCGAAAUUCAAUUGUUUUACUUUUGCCUUAGAUGCGUAAUAGCUACUCGUGCAUUUCGACUGCUGUCUUUAUCAACCUAAACUGUUAGAAGUAAUGCUAACCUAUGUAAGCGCUCAAAUCAAUGCUUUUGGUGUCCUACUUAACGUUCGAGUGAACUGUAAAAAAUCAUGGCAGAUUCUUUCGUGCUCUUUUAAAGACUUCAAAUUAAGUUACUUACCACAGUAAAGUGUUGCAUAUAUCGUAGACAAAACACGCUAUUAUCCAUUUAUAAACAAAAAAAUAGUAAGGUACGAAAAAAUAGCCAACGACAGUAAUCACACAACGAAUACGUAUUGUUGACGACCACAAUCGCGAAUCUUUAUUGCGCUGACGUAAACAUAUAUUAACGCUAGAUUUGAUUUUUGUUGGUGUCCUUAUUAAUGUUAACCAGAUGUCUUUGCUCUAUGUUUAUUUUCUGUCGCUGUUCUUCUCUUUUAUGGAUUAUCGCCAUCUAUACCGCACCAGCGGCAACUCCAUUUCACAGGGGACUUAUCCAUAUUUCUGUCACGUAUAUUUUUCGGACAUUCUCGCUGUUGUUUACUUUCCAUUUUCUUCAGCCAGAUUUUUUUCUUAGGUCUGCUGUCCAUAUUAGACAUUUAUGUCUACGACAAGUCGCUGGCUCUUUCUGUAUAUAUCCUGUUACGUUUGAUAAUUUUCCUGAAUAACAGCCAAUAUCUCUGUGAUGUUUUUAUUUUAAUUCGAUCUCUCAUGAUCCUUUUUCUUUCGCUUUCUAUACUUGCCCAAAAUCACAGUCCUUCGUCCGUCUCUUUUUCAGUAUCAUCUUAGUACCGCCCUCAACAACUAUCCGAGGCACUAAAUCUCACUGUCUGCCCUACCACACAAAGCAAAA